This is a messenger RNA of Glycine soja, 1445 nucleotides long. RefSeq names its product ribosome biogenesis protein NOP53-like. The record is from RefSeq and is a predicted model, not a curated record. Gene Ontology annotation, biological process: rRNA processing; ribosomal large subunit assembly. Lineage: Eukaryota; Viridiplantae; Streptophyta; Magnoliopsida; Fabales; Fabaceae. Bases 98 to 1174 code for a protein of 358 amino acids. Gene Ontology annotation, cellular component: nucleolus. Gene Ontology annotation, molecular function: 5S rRNA binding. The transcript has 12 exons.
CUGGACCGUGAAUUCGUGAUUUUUUCCGAAAACCCUCGUCUUCGAAAUCAGCAACAAAAACGCGAAGUGUACUAAGCGAAGCCAUUGCAGCGUGAGAAUGGGGAAGAAGGCAAAAGGGUCAAGGAAGGGUAAGAAGGCAUGGAGAGCUAACAUCAGCACCGAAGAGAUCGAAGAUUUCUUCGAGAAAUCAACGAAGGACGCUCUUUCUGGUGGCUCUCUACAAGCCGUUUCUUCCGAUUCUCUCUUCUAUGAAGACAAGUCCAAAGAUCUUGCUGUGAAGAAGAAGAUCGAGAAACAUAGGGAGAGGGUGCUCCGAUGUGAUAGCCUGCUACAGAAAAAUCAGUUUGUUAAGCCAGUGCCAUCUUCUAUUCUGAAGAAGUGUUCUAAAAACCGUAAUGUGGCCUCUAAAUCCAAUUUGAAAGUGGCCAAUCAAGAUGGUGAUAAGGAUGAUUCUGCCAUGUUUGAUCUAUGGGAUGAUAAAGGCAAGGAUGACAAGAAGGUGAAAAAGGUAGCAAAGCCUACUCUUAUCCCAGCAGUAGAGAUUGAUCCCCCAGGCUGCUCUUUCAAUCCCUCAUAUGAAAGUCACCAGGAUACAUUGGCUUCUGCCGUUGCAGAAGUAAUGCAAAAAAUCUACAAAAAUGAACUGGGCCCUGAACCCGUGCCUUUAACUGUUCCUGGAGAAGCUAUCGCCGAAGAAGAUAUGUAUUUUCUUGAUGUGGACAAUAGGAGUGACAACGAUGAAAGUACUCCUGAAAAUGAGGAUGAUGAUGCAUUGGAGAAAAAGCCUAUUAAAACUAAGAGAGUUACUAGAGUUGAAUUGAAUAAGAGAGCUAGGCGGAAAGAACAACAGAGAAAAGAAGCAGAAGCUAAGAAGAUAAAGGAAUUGUCUAAGGAAAUUGAUAGCAUACCAGAAAUUGUUCAGGAAAUUGAGCAUGAAGACGAGGAAAAGAAGAAAAGACACCUUAGGCGUCAAGUUGCUAAACAGGAGAUGUUAAAGACACGCCCACCACGCUUAGGAAAACACAAGUUUGAACCUGCACCUGUUCAAGUUUUAUUAAGUGAAGAGAUAACUGGAUCCAUUCGGAAGCUCAAGGGUUGCUGCACCCUUAUAAAGGACCGAUAUAAAAGCAUAGAAAAAAGAGGAUUGAUUGUUCCAGCAAAAAGGAGGAAUUAGAGUUCUGAAGGUGUUAUGGAAAGAAAAGAAGUGAUGGAUGGAAGACCCAGAUAGUUUUUCUAAAGGAAGAUCUUGUUUGUUCCGUGUUUAAUUAACUUAAUUUUGACAUAUAUCAUUCUGCAUUUUUGUUUUUUUAUAACAAUUUUGUUUGGAAAGCGAAAUGUCUACAUGCUUAGAACUCACUUGUUUUUGCAUCCUUGUAUUACUAGGGGUAUAUUCAAUCAGGAUUUUAAAGAUUUUUUUAAUAGAAAAUAUUGUGGUAUUUAAUCAA